CAUCUGUCAUUACUGCGUUAUCACGUGCUCGUUUCCUUCCUUUUCCCCGGUUCAGAACCGGGGACCAACAAAUUCCGGGCUCCGGAUAGUGGUAAUGAAUAUUCAUUAGCUGGUCCAACGCUUUUCCUUUGGGUGGCCAUUCAAAAAGCACACUUUUGUGAGGCAAAAGCGUGGCCUACUUUGGUAACCGUUUGCGUGACCCCGAACCCGGACUCGAAAUAAUGUUCAACCGCAUCCAGAAACUUCUGCUGCUCGGAGAGUACCGAAAAACCUUGACCGCAUCCGAAUGUGGGGGUGGAAGGAAAGCCGGUGGGUUCUGCUGGGAGGCAGGAAAUUCCAUUGGAAGCGAUGGUGUCAGCGAUAGCCCGGCAGGUGACACAAUUCUGAUCGAAAGUCCAUUUGCCCAGGUGGAUUUGUGUGGCCGAGGCAUUCGAGCUGUGGAACUGGGACUGAGCCACGAUUCGUUGCUGGUGGCUUACGACAACUUUCUGGUCAAUCCGGUGCAACCGGACGGAUCUGUCACUUCGAGCGAUCCGGAAAUGGAUUCCUUGGAGAUGCUUUGCGUGCUUCCACUUCGCUUUGUCAAGCUCAAAGUGGUCCGUCAUGGGGCAGACCGGACAUUGCUCAGGGUGACCCUCGUUACCAAUCGACGUUUGUACUUUGAAUUCGGGGGUGGACGACAUCGCCCAUUGCUGGUCAACGUUUGGCGUGACCGAAUCCAGGAACUGAAAUUGGAAAGAAAAUACACAAAUUGCGGCUCUAGCCGUAAGAGUGAUUCGCCACUAUCGGAAAAGCUCCAGCUCCAAGCCAAACUCCCGCAGCACCUACGCCGAUUUCUAAAUAGCAGCGCCUCCAGUCGGGUAUCAACGGAUACCGAUUCCUCCAUUCAGGAAUGGGAACGGCGCCAUCAGGUGCGGGAAAAAAAGCGACUGGUGGCUCAACUGGCAGCAUUGCUGUCACAUCCGCCAAGCCAUCAAGGUAGUGGUUCAAGCUCCAGUGAUUCGAUAAAUCUUUCACUGUCAAACAGUUCGUCCCGCAGCCGCCGAAAAUCUCGCCGAAAAGAAAGGCGACUCGAUUCGCGGGAACCAUAAAUUGUAGAUUCCCAAAGGGGGCGACACAAUAAAAGCAAAAGAGA
Uranotaenia lowii is the source of this 1135-nucleotide messenger RNA. RefSeq lists its product as uncharacterized. NCBI's taxonomy places the organism in Eukaryota, Metazoa, Arthropoda, Insecta, Diptera, Culicidae. The transcript is spliced from 2 exons. The record is from RefSeq and is a predicted model, not a curated record. Bases 222 to 1091 code for a protein of 289 amino acids.